Molecule: messenger RNA, 5473 nt
Organism: Antechinus flavipes (yellow-footed antechinus)
Lineage: Eukaryota; Metazoa; Chordata; Mammalia; Dasyuromorphia; Dasyuridae
Gene: SGPP2
Product: sphingosine-1-phosphate phosphatase 2
Exons: 5
Coding region: 424-1605 (393 amino acids)
Biological process (GO): sphingosine metabolic process; phospholipid dephosphorylation
Cellular component (GO): endoplasmic reticulum membrane
Molecular function (GO): sphingosine-1-phosphate phosphatase activity
Source: RefSeq, a predicted model, not a curated record
UAAGGAGUGCUGGCUUAGACACCUGUCCACCAGCCAAGGUCUAGGAUGCUGUAACCGUGUGGCGGAUCUAGCACCAUUUUGUGGCUCUUCAUUGGGCAGGGCCGAAGGCGGGGGCGUGGCUUGCAUGCAGGACCAGGCCUGAGCCACCUGGUCCCAGAGCCUCGGUGCCUGCAAAGGUCCGGCGCUAGGACCCGCGCGGUCACACCUGUUGGCCGCUGAUUAGUGGGGCGGGCGGGCCCCCAGUAGGUGUAAAUGAGCUAACUAGCCGCGGGCGGGGAGUGACUUUGUGCUUGGGCGUGUGGAGCGAACUGCUCCGGCAGGGCAGGGCAGGGCAGGGCAGGGCAGCGCCACGCAGGGCCGCCCGGUGCCCCGCAGCUCCACUCUCCUUCCAGCUCCCCGUGCCGUGGAUACUCUGCGCAGACCAUGGCGGAACUGCUGCAGAGCCUGAGUGAUUCCCAAUUGGUGGCGCGCUUCCAGCGCCGCUGCGGUCUCUACCCCGCGCCCCCGGAGACUCCCCACGAGCCCACGGAGGGCUCCGGGGCUCCGGCACCGCAGCCGGCUUCCCGGCAUACCCUGGCGGUCAACGGCAAGGGCGGCCGGAACAGCGCCUACCCGCAGCCUUAUGCCCAGAAGUACACCCAGAAGUACAUUGUGAAGAAUUAUUUCUACUACUAUCUAUUCAGGUUUUCAGCUGCUUUGGGUGAAGAAAUUUUUUACAUCACUUUCCUUCCAUUCACUCACUGGAAUAUUGACCCUUAUGUGACGAGAAGAUUGAUAAUAAUAUGGGUUGUGAUUAUGUAUAUAGGUCAAGUCUCCAAAGAUAUUCUGAAGUGGCCCCGGCCCUCUUCUCCUCCAGUCGUGAAGCUAGAAAAGAGGUUAGCUGAUGAAUUUGGAAUGCCAUCGACUCAUGCCAUGGCAGCAACCUCUAUCUCUUUCACAUUCCUCAUCUCUACAAUGGACAGAUACGAGUAUCCCUUUGCAUUGGGACUAAUGCUGGCCAUCUUGUUUUCUACUAUGGUAUCCCUUAGCCGGCUUUAUACUGGCAUGCACACAGUACUGGAUGUGAUCGGUGGCAUUCUGAUUAGUGGAUUGUUCAUCGCCGUCACUUAUCCGGCAUGGAACCUCAUCGAUCACCUGGAGUCUGCCAGUCUGCUCUUCCCUAUAUGCAUUCUUGUAGUGCCUUUCUUCUUAUGUUACAACUACCCAGUAUCAGAUAACUACACUCCUACCAGAGCAGACACGACCACGAUUCUAGCAGCUGGAGCUGGAGGAACCAUUGGAUUCUGGGUCAAUCCUUUUUUCAAGUUGGUAUCUGAGCCCACCGAGUCUGCCAUACAAAGCAUCCCACCGCUCACGACCAAAAUGCUAGUCUUGGGACUAACCAAGUUUAUGGUUGGAAUUGUGGUGGUUUUCUUGGUCCGUCAACUGAUGCAAAAUCUUUCCCUGCAAGUGCUUUACUCUUGGUUCAAGGUGGUCACCCGGAAUAAAGAAGCCAGACGAAGACUGGAAAUUGAAGUACCCUACAAAUUUGUAACAUAUUCUUCAGUUGGCAUCUGUGCUACGGUAUUUGUACCGAUGCUCCACCAGUUUUUGGGAUUACUUUGAGCAAUGUACACUUGAAAGAAAGCCCAUAAAGACAAUUUAGUCCUAGAAAGGCCACAUAAUGGAGAAGACCCAUCACGUCAUCAUCUUUGCCACUGUUGCCACCCAUUACCACCAAUGUCAAUCUGCCAGCCUCUUCCUUCCUCUAUGUCUACCAUUUCCAAGAAAACAAAACCAAAAAAAAAAAAAAAAAAAGAUAUCUGUAUGCCAUGUGCCUUUCUUUUUUGGCUAAUAAUCAAAGUAAAUGAUGAUAUAGCAUGAGAAAAAAUAAUAUCAGUCAUAAUUUCUAGUUCAUAAAUUUCAUUUUAGAUUCAUUCCAAAGUUAAACUAAAUGUAGAUUUAAUCUUACUUUAUUCUUUUUUAGAAUCCUUUGUUAUUUUUCAGAAAAAUGAACUUAUACUAUUUCUUAAGUGAGGAAAGAUUACACAAAACUUGAUUAGUUCCUAGAAAAUUUAGCUGGCAUGGGGGGAAGUCUAGGGGAUAUUCCUCUAGCCCUCAUGACUUCCAGAAAGACUGACCCAGAUUCUCCACUUCAGCUAGGGUGAAAUGGUAGCACCCCAUCCAAAGGCACUCUGUGGAUAAAGUAGCAGUGGUUGUCAUUCCAAAGAAAUUACAAUAGCCUCAUUUGACAUUUUUCAAAGCCAGUGACAAAAUCACCAUGAUUAAACCAGACUUUGAAGAAAUUAAGUCUGUAGCUUUGAAGAAAUUAAGUCUGAGUAUGCAGUCACUGGCAAGAUCCAUAUCUAGUUAGUAAAAGCACAUUUAUAUGACAGGCUGUUUUUUUGUUUUUUAUGAUUCCAUACAUCAUGAUUUUUUUUAAUUUUUAGAAAUCCAUUUUGAAAUAGAACUUGGGCAUCCAUCUUUACAUAGUUCUUUCUUUCAAUGAAUUCCAGAAAACAAUACUCCAGUUGGUUGAGGAGUGUGAUUAACUAGUUGUCUCUAAAUUAUCAAAUUAGGACUAAUAUAUUUAUGCAUGGAGCAGAAAUUUGGCUAUCAUUCAACAGAUAACAGAACCAUUAGUCCUAAUAAGGUCACUCAUUUACUAAAUGACUGAGAUUAAUAUCCUGCUUCUGUCUUCACCUUUUCUCCUUAUCUCAGGACUACUUUCAGGACAACUUGUGAAGGACUUUAGAUUAUUUUUGCAGAAAAGCAAAAUAAAAACAUAAAAAGGGUUAUUAGUAGGUGAAAAAUCACUAAACACACACACAAAAAAAAACCUUUUCCCCUGCUAGAAGUUCCUUGUCUCUUGAAAAAGAGCUAAAAUUGAUCACUUAAAAAAUGUGCAUGCACACAUGGAUGGGUUAGGGAUGAAUGGGUUUAUGAUAAAUGAAACACUAGCUAUGGAGUUGGGAUAUCUGGAUUUAAAUCCUGCCUCUGAUUCUAAUGCUACCUGUAUGACCUUAGGCACAUUGUUUAACCACCAUGAGCCUGUUUCCUUACCUCUAAAAUAAGAGUUGGACUAGACAUGCUCUGAGAUCUCUUCCAGUUUUGGAUCUAUGAUCACAUAUGUACACAUAUAUUUUAAUAUGUAUUGUAUAUGUUAUAUUUUUGGCUUUUUUUUAAAUGAGAAAAUACCUGCUUUGCAGAGGCCAUAGUGUAUCUUCCCAUGCCCCAUUCUUCUACAAGUUUUCAUUCAGUCUAGCAUGUUGUAAUGCACACUUUUAUUGCUGGAAGUUAGUUCCAUUCUCUUUUUCAAACAUUUAGACAGUCUCAACUACACAUCUAUAAUGCAUGUUAAAAUGCUUGCCUUCUUAAAGGCAGGGUUGGGAAGGAAUAUGGAAAUCAAAAUUUUGGGAGAAAAAGUGGUAAAAUUGUUUAUAUAUGAAAUUGGAAAAAAUUAAAUUAAUCCUCUCUUUGCACAGAUUCUCAGGUAUCCUAUUGAGCUGAGUGUAGAAUUGACUUUAUUCCCUACCUGGCUUAUAGAAAACCUGAAUGAAAUCUUUAUUGCUGUUAUUUUUAAGUACUUAUGUAAACACAUGCAAAUUUUUUUCUUUAAAAAUAAUACAUUUAAGGAUAUAGCCUGUGUUUAAGUUACAAUCUUAUUCAAAUUCACCAUAAAAUACUUAAAAUUAUCUGAAAACUGACAAUCAGCUUUUUCUAAUGUGAGUACUCUCAUUCUCUUGGAGGAACAUUCUUUGGAGUUUUGUGGAAUACUCUGAUUCCUUAAGAUAAAAGCAUAGGGAAAAUUCUUAGCUUUUUUUCUGGGAGUUGUUUUUUAUGUAUUUCUGGUAAUUAGAAAGGAAGGAGCAAGUAAGUUGCCACUUAACUAUUUUGAUAAUUAUAUGCUAAAAUAAAACAGCAGCAACAGAGCACAAGAAUCCUAAUUCUCAUGUACUUCUAUCCCAAGAUUUACCAUUUAAUUGUUGUGUGACUUCUGCAGCUGAAUUUCUUUUUUUUUUUUAUUUAUAAAACAUAUGUAAGGAUGAUUUUCUUUAGCUAAAAAAAUUAAAGAUAAUACUGUGCAAUAUUUAUUUUGACUUAUGAAGGUGCCCAAAGUUAAUUAAUAGAAAGUAAACAUGUAUUUUGCUACCAAAGUGUUUUUCCCCCUCACAUACAGCUUUCUAAAAUGUAUUGACAGAAGAAAGCAAUAAAUUCUACUCAUCCAAAUAAUGUGCAGGGGCAUGUGGCUGGACAUUUGGAAAACAAAGACAAAAAUCAUAUGAGAUAAUAUAUGCAAAUACUAUGCAAACCUUAAAGUGCUCUAUAAAUGUUAACAAUCAGAAAAAAAAAAAAAUCCCUGCCUUUCAGAAGUUUCUGUUCUGUUUAGGGGUUAUGAGAACACAGAAAUAAGUAAAUGCAAAGUAUAUAAACAAAAUGAUAUAUAUUCUCAUUUUCAUUAAACGUUUCGUUUUUAGUUGCUAUAAUGUGAAAAAUCUAAAGGUAACUGUUUGCUUUGUAUACACAUGUGCUUAGUAAAUGGGUCAUAUUUUAUUUGCUGCAGCAAGGGUUAUGGUAAUCCUUAUAAAAAGUGUCUUGCCCCAAAGAUCACUUUUAAUAAAUAUUUAAUAAUGGACCUGGGUUCUCAUUUAAGAGUCAAUUUUCAUCCCUCUAUUAUUUAAUCUCUUCUCCCAGUUGCCUAAAAUUGGAGACUGCAGGGGUUACAAAGGAUCCCUCAGGUCAUCUGAUCCAAUCUGCUUUGGGGAUGCUAGAGCCUUUUAAGCCCUCCAAUUAAUCUCUUCUGAGAGAGGUUUUACCUCUUUAAAACAACAAAACCCUCUCUACUGGGGGUGGGGAGAAUCUAAGGUCUCCUUCUCUUCAAGGCUGCCAUUUUCUUUCUGAUGGCAGCACGUCCCCUGCUGGUGAGUCUUACUUGGCUUUAAGUCCAGCCUUGGCCAAGGUUUUAAAAUUUUAACCACUUUUUGCAGGACCUGAAUACCAAGUUCCCUGCAAAUCUGUCUCCUUGCACAGUUUCCCAGCUAUCUCUUUCCUCUUCCUUCCCUGAGUUAGGGCUCCUUCCAAUCCAUCUCCAGGUUCUGGGGACCUCCUAGCAUCCAACAUGUCAUUUCUUGUUACGUUUAUUCAACAUCUUGAACCAAGACAGAGUCCUGGAAAGGGAAUAAACAGAGCCGGCAAAUGACUUUCAAAGGCUUUUGCUCAAGUAGGCCCUGAAGAAGCCGCUCCCCAUUGCGUUCCAAACCAACUUCCAAGCUCUCAACUUAGGGCUGAGGCUGGGAAUUUCACUUGAAGAUGACAGUCUGCCUCCAUAAACAUAACCAGAACAGGCUUAUUUAGUGAAUGCUUUGCCUCUGUCUUUGUAAGACGUUCAUCUGGUUGUUUAUAUACUGCAUGUAAAUUGUAUUUUUUUUCCAAGAAAAAAAAGAAUCUUGCUUGUUUGACCCAUGACUGCAUAUUAAAUGUUUUUGAAAGCCUG